This is a messenger RNA of Echinococcus granulosus, 273 nucleotides long. RefSeq lists its product as hypothetical. The transcript is spliced from 2 exons. The record is from RefSeq and is a predicted model, not a curated record. NCBI's taxonomy places the organism in Eukaryota, Metazoa, Platyhelminthes, Cestoda, Cyclophyllidea, Taeniidae. The coding region runs from base 1 to 273 and encodes 90 amino acids.
AUGCGGUUGCGCCCCCUUCUCCUCUCCCCCCUCAUUCUUCCGGAGGAAAAACCGGCUCUUCAAAUAAAUUUGCCUUUUAAGUUAGGUUCAGCGGGGCUGAACAAUCCCAGAGUAACCGACUGGGCCUAUCAAAAGCGGACUGCUGCAUCUACAGCGACAGAUUUCAAUGGCCGCCAUCUGGGAGGCACCAUACCGCCACCAGCAUCAUUGGACGUCUUCGAUAAGUUUGGCUGUUGUGCGGCUUCACGUCCCACCGCUGAAUUCUUCCCUUAG